ACAGUCAAUUAUGAUUUAUAACAGCUAUUGAUUAUUUAAGUCUACAAAAACGAUCUAAUAAUUACAUUGCUAGAAACGAGAAUUAAUUGGUAGCACAAAACUUGAGUAAUGAAUGUUUGAAUUUCAUUUUGCAAAGAUAGUAAUGUGAAUUAUUAUACUCUUAUGCAUCUUGAAAUGAUACAGGUGGCAGAACUUAUCGAAAAUGAUCUCAUUUUAAUUGGUAGCACAGCCAUAGAAGACAAGCUUCAAGAGGGUGUACCUGCUUGCAUAGAGACUCUUCAAAGAGCUGGUAUUAAAAUUUGGGUUCUUACAGGGGACAAGAUUGAAACAGCUAUAAACAUAGCCUAUGCAUGCAACUUGAUAAACAAUGAGAUGAAGCAAUUUGUGAUUAGUUCAGAAACUGAUGCAAUCAGAGAAGUUGAAGACAGGGGUGACCAAGUGGAGAUUGCACGGUUUAUCAAAGAAGAAGUGAAAAAAGAGCUGAAGAAAUGCCUUGAAGAAGCACAGACUAUUUUCACUCCCUAUCUGGACCAAAAUUAGCUCUUGUAAUUGAUGGAAAAUGUCUAAUGUAUGCAUUGGAUCCAAGUUUAAGAGUGAUGCUGCUCAACAUUAAUUUGAAUUGUCAUUCUGUCGUU
Vigna angularis (adzuki bean) is the source of this 635-nucleotide messenger RNA. RefSeq names its product phospholipid-transporting ATPase 3. Gene Ontology annotation, molecular function: ATP hydrolysis activity; ATP binding; ATPase-coupled intramembrane lipid carrier activity. Bases 163 to 540 code for a protein of 125 amino acids. Gene Ontology annotation, cellular component: plasma membrane. The transcript is spliced from 3 exons. The record is from RefSeq and is a predicted model, not a curated record. NCBI's taxonomy places the organism in Eukaryota, Viridiplantae, Streptophyta, Magnoliopsida, Fabales, Fabaceae. Gene Ontology annotation, biological process: phospholipid translocation.